This is a messenger RNA of Micropterus salmoides (largemouth bass), 2642 nucleotides long. RefSeq names its product zic family member 4 (gene zic4). Gene Ontology annotation, biological process: regulation of transcription by RNA polymerase II; central nervous system development. The transcript is spliced from 2 exons. Gene Ontology annotation, molecular function: RNA polymerase II cis-regulatory region sequence-specific DNA binding; DNA-binding transcription factor activity, RNA polymerase II-specific. Gene Ontology annotation, cellular component: nucleus. NCBI's taxonomy places the organism in Eukaryota, Metazoa, Chordata, Actinopteri, Centrarchiformes, Centrarchidae. The record is from RefSeq and is a predicted model, not a curated record. Bases 176 to 1780 code for a protein of 534 amino acids.
AUUCAGUAUCAAAGCGUCCUGCUGCUGCCUCUCAACCGAAUGGGAUUCCAUGUAGUCUGCAGAUAGACUUAACUUUAUAAAGUAUUUUUUCUUUAUUUUUCAUUGCGAUUAAAAUAUAUUUGUCAUCAUCAUUAUUAUUUUGCCUGCUGUCAAGUUAUUCUAAAAUUAGGAAGUAAUGAGCGUGGAUGCAUUGGGAAGCCCCGUGAUGGACCCUACGUUUUCCAAACGGAACACGGCGCUGAGAUUAGUUGACUUGGCAGGGGCUCACCACCAUCACCAUCAUCACCACCAUACCCCUCAGAGCGUGACAGGCUUCCCGGGGUUCAGCAGCCAUCCACACUCAAUGGCUCACUCGCACCCUGGGGAGAUUACUGCGGAACCCCGCCUGGGGCCGAGUCCAUUCGGGCCAGAACACAUGGGGCACUCCGCGGCCCUCAAAAUCAGCCCAGCCCAUCAUUAUCCCCACCACCAUCACCACCACCACAAUCAUCAUAUGGCAGGCCACAGUGAAGUGGUCUCCAGUCAAACGGGAGCUUUUGGCCCGGUUCAGGCGACAUCGGUCCCCUAUUCUAUGUCUCACACGGCCCAGGCUUUAUCCGCAGGUAGGGAUUUCCUCAUCCGGAGAGAUCUGACAGCUCAAGCCAUGCCAGUACUGACUGACCAGACUGCUGGUUCAGCCUCUCACCACGGAAUGUUUGUCUCAACAACAGGUAGCUAUCCCGGACACUAUGGUCAUCACCCUGAUGCUGGGAAUCAUACCCUCUUCUCCGGACUCCAUCACGACCAGCCUUCUAGCGGAUCACCGGGUGGCCAAGCGUUGAAUGGACAAAUAAGGUUAGGACUACCUGGAGAAAUGUAUGUUAGGUCUGAUCACUUGAGUCAAGUGGCAAGCUCCAGGGCUGAUCCGUUCUCCGCCUCGCCUUUGCAUGGCUACGGUGGUCUGAAUCUGAACAUGAAUCUUAGCGCUCACCACCACCACCACCACCACGGAGCCGGUGCCUUUUUCCGCUACAUGAGGCAGCCGAUAAAGCAAGAGCUGAUUUGCAAGUGGCUGGAGCCGGAGCUCUCGCCGAAGAAACUUUGCUCCAAAACUUACAGCACCAUGCACGAACUCGUAACGCAUGUGACGGUGGAGCACGUUGGAGGACCGGAGCAGGCGAACCAUAUAUGUUUUUGGGAAGAGUGUCCGAGGGAAGGGAAACCUUUUAAAGCGAAGUACAAACUGGUAAAUCACAUUCGAGUGCACACCGGGGAGAAACCGUUCCCAUGCCCGUUCCCUGGCUGUGGGAAAGUGUUUGCAAGAUCCGAGAACCUUAAGAUUCACAAAAGGACGCACACAGGUGAGAAGCCCUUCAAAUGUGAGUUUGACGGCUGCGACAGACGCUUCGCCAACAGCAGUGACCGGAAAAAGCACUCCCACGUCCACACCAGCGAUAAGCCCUACAACUGUAAAGUGAGAGGCUGCGAUAAGUCCUACACACAUCCAAGCUCUCUGAGGAAGCACAUGAAGGUGCACUGCAAGUCCCCCCCGCCCAGUUCAGGCUACGAGUCCUCCACCCCGUCCCUGGUCUCCCCCUCCUCAGACUUGGGCCGGGAGCCAGGAGGCUCAUCGGUGCUGUCGGAGCCGGUGGGAUCCUCCCAGCCCGCGAAUUUAAGCGAGUGGUACGUGUGCCACAGUUCAGGUGCCAGCGGCGCCCAAACACCACCCAGCGGACCCUCCACGCCCGACCCCACAGACGAGCCACCUUACAGAAACCCAGAACCGAGGGACGCGUUUUAACCCAAUUGGACCCAAGCACGGUGACAGAAGUGACAGAACACAUUUUCAAAAAGCUCAACUAUUAAAAAUGGUUUGGCUUCGGUGCCUAUAAGCCUGUGAGGGCCCACUGGUCCCCCCCAACCCCCUUUUGGAUGAGCCACCGAACAGACACCCAGAGCCAAGAGACGCAAUUUAACCACAAUGGAAGGAACAUGUGCAAACCUUAAAGACGUGCUAAUUUCCAGGCACAAUAAAAGAAUAUAUUUUCAAACCUCAGCAAAUCCAAACGGUUGGCUCAGUGCCUGUGCGCCCUAACGGCCCACUGGUCCACUUGUGGAGAGAGUCGUGUAAAUCCGUCCGACUAUGUGGUGCAUUAUUGUAGGCUUAGGCAUGUUGGUGUAAACUUAUUUUGUAAAUUCGAGUUUUGACUUCUAUAUGGUUUUAUUUAUUUUUCAAUCUGCUCUUGGAGGAUUUUGUAUUAUGGAACCAAAGUGCAUGUUUCAAUUAGGUCCAAAAAAAUGUACAUUUGUAAAUUUUGUAAGUUUCGAUGUGUUGAUGUUUUUGUAAGGAUCUGCCUCAAAGCAGCUUCUUACUGAUUACUGCAGUUAUUUGUACAAACAUUUUAUGUUUACAGCAUUUUCGUCCAUUUGUGCCAUUGGGGGUCAGCAAUCGGCCUGUUUCAUACGCCUGCAGUAUUUGAUAUACGACCGUGAAAUUAUAAAUGUUUUAUCAAAGUGGGCAUUUUGUGAUUUUGUAUCAUUGUCGUCAAUAUAUAUAUUUUUCCUUUUUGAAUAUCUGAAAUCGAGAGGCACUCAAAAUUCGUACCGAAUUGCCUUGUAAUUUGUGAGUAUUUUGAAUAAAUCUUGUAUGACUAAAGUGAAAA